AUGGAGAAGCAAGGGAAGCAAGAUACCAUUGAGAAAAAAUUCAUGGAGCUUCUUCGUGAUAAUGACUAUAACCAAGAAACAAUAGCUAAGAUGAUGAAAAUGCCUCUCCCUCUUAAAUUAGAAUUCAUUGAGAGAGAUCAAGCUGCUGAGAAGGAGAUUCGUGAUCCUCAUUAUUUCUUUGAAAUGAUAAGGAAAAGUUUCUCCGAAGAAAGCAUCAUAAGCCUUAAAACAGUCUUAAAAACUUGCAAAAUUUCUUGGGUUCAGUUAUUUAUAUUAAAUCAAGGAUUAGAAUUCCUUAUUCAGCAUAUUUGUGAAUUUACUGAAGAAGCCACCCUCGGAAAUAUGAAUCCAAAAAGAAGAAAAUUACUUUAUGAAUUAAUUCAGUGUAUUAAAAUCCUUGCCGAUGUUCGUUCAUCACGCGAAGAAUUUGUAAAUCAUCCAGAAUAUCUCCCGCCGCUACUUUCUGUUAUCAUGUAUCAAGAUAUCGAUAUAAUGACAGACAUUCUUGCAAUUGCUGUCGCUUUUGCACCAUCACCUCUCUUCGUUGAGUUUGUUCUCGGAAAUAUCGACGUUUUACACCGUGGAAAAUUCAACGGAUGGGAAGUUUUAAUAGAAUAUCUUAAAGUCGUCGAAGACUUGAAGAACAAUACAACACUAAAACCAGAAUACAUUGCUAAGAAGCAAAUGGAUGCGGAGAAGACAUUCUUUGCUUUCUUCGGCUCUGUUGUGAAGAAAAUACCAGAUUCAAAGGCACAUGUAUCCCUUCUUUUGAAGCUACAUAAGUCGCAAGUAUUAACACAUCUUGCUAUGUUCCCAGAUCACAAGGAAAGUAUCCAGAAUUUCAUUAACGAAGCAAUUAUUAUCGAAAAAAUCUUUCCAGCAAAGCAUCUCAACCCAUUCGAUAUGCGCCAAGUAUGCAAUUAUGUCGACGAGAACAUGAACCAGGACAGAAGAAUGUCCAUCAACUUACAUCUCGCUAAUUUAUUGCAAACAGCACCAGAAGCAGCCGAUAAAGUCUUAGGAUACUUCGAAAACUUCUUACAUUCUUACAGACAGCAAGUUUCCAUCGGAAAAUCAGAGACUUUCGAUGAAGUUGCUUAUUACUCAUUACAUCCAACAGAUAUUCCCGAAGUUACACUUCCUGCCAUUCUUUCGGACCUUUUCGAGAAGUACGGCUUCCUUCCAAACGAUACUCUUUUAACUUUACCGCUUCCAACUGUAUCAAAUGACGGAGAAGAGAACGAAUCGGCCGAGAGCCUCAAAUUCAGACUCGGCAGCAUUCAGGACGAACUGAAUGUUGUUCGUUCCCAUCUCAAACGUACAUCAAACGAAUUACAAAAUGCAAAAGAAGAUAACGCGAAACUCCACAACACAGUGGAUGAUCUUAAGAAGAAGAUCACCCCAGAUGGAGAAGAUAUCGCUAAGGUAAAAGCUGUUCUCGAGCAAAAAGAAAAAGAAUUAGAACUCAAAACUAAACAACUUGAAGAAAAGAACAAACUUAUCGAAGAACUCAAACGCAAAGCAGCUACAAGUCAACCACAACAAGCUACAGGCGAAUCCGAAAAAGCAGAUUCUGCAUCUGUUCCACCACCUCCAUCCGGAACAGCUCCUCCUCCACCUCCACCACCACCAGGAUUGGUCCCACCGCCACCUCCUCCACCUCCAGGCGCAUCAUUAGUUCCUCCUCCACCUCCUCCGCCUCCAGGAGCUCCAGGAUUAGUUCCUUCUCCACCUCCUGGUGCAGCAGGAUUAGUUCCUCCACCGCCUCCUCCUCCACCUCCAGGCGCAUCAUUAGUUCCUCCUCCACCUCCUCCACCUCCUGGUGCAGCAGGAUUAGUUCCUCCACCGCCUCCUCCUCCACCUGGUGCUGGUGGAAUUCCACCUCCACCACCUCCUCCAGGCGCAGGAAUACCUCCACCUCCACCAGGAGUUCCAGGAAUUCCUCCGCCACCAGGAGCUCCAGGACUUCCUCCUCCACCACCAGGAGUUCCAGGAAUUCCUCCGCCACCAGGAGCUCCAGGACUUCCUCCUCCACCACCAGGAAUGAGGCGAAAUGCAGCCCAAAACUUGAGAAGACACAACACAGCACCACCUACAAAGAUGAAAGGCUUCUUCUGGCAGAAGAUCAACGAUGUACAAGCCAAAGGAACAGUCUGGGAUACAAUGGACGACCUCAAACUCGACUUUUCGAAACUGGAGAAAGCAUUUGCAGCGAAACCACCUCCAGAGAAGAAAGCAAAGGCUCCGAAGAAGGAAGCACCAAAACAAGUCGAGUUACUUGACUCCAACAGAACACGUUCCGUCAACAUCGCUCUUUCCCGCUUCAAGAUCUCUUACGCCGACAUUUCAACAGCCAUCAGACAGCUCAGAUUCGACGGCGUUUUCACAGAAGACCAGUUCUCAUCCCUCUACGCAAACAGGCCUAAACCAGAGGAAAUCACAACAGUCACACAGUACACAGGAGACAAAACAAUGCUUGGCAGCUGCGAGAAGUUCUUCCUCGCGUUGUCAACAAUUUCAAACAUCGAGGAACACUUGAAUUUCAUGAGUACAAGCCACUCUUUCAAGGAGACAAUCAACCAAGUUGAAGUUCCUCUCGACACAUUAACAAACACUUUCAAAGGACUGAAGAAUUCCAAGUCAUUGAAGGAUGUUUUGGCCGUUGUUUUAGCGUUCGGAAACUACAUGAACGGAGGCACAAACAGAGGUGGCGCCAUGGGCUUUAAGAUCAAAAUCCUUGGCGGAUUGGCAGAGCUCAAAGGAUCAUCAGGAAUUACUAUGAUGCAUGUCAUUGUUUAUCAGGUUUUGGACUCUCCUCCAGAAAAGAAUUUGAUUGGAUUUUUGGAGGAUUUGCAGUCUGUUUCUGCUGCUUCUAAAAUGGAUAUUGAAGCUGUCAAGGCAACAUUUGAAGGCCUCAAGACACAAAUGAGAGGUUUCUUGAGAGUCAAAGACGAGUUUGAAGAAAAAGUCGUCGAAGGAGAUCUCUUCUAUCCAAAGGUUUGCGAAUUCGAAGAAAUGGCACAGCCAAUCUUAGAAAGAGUCGAAAACAAACUUAAAGAAGUAGAACAGUUGUACAAAGACUGUUUGUUAAUGUACGGAGAAACAGAAAAGGACUACUCAAUGGCAGCAUUCCUUGAAGUUUUCUCUAAGUUCGUUUCGCAGUUCGAGAACAUCCAGAAAGUUGUAGUGAAAGAACGCGAGAAAGAAGCCAAACUCGAGGAAGCCUGCAGAAGGGAAGAAGAGAAGAGGAAGGCAAAGACAGAAGAAUCAGAUUUCACUCAACAAAGAGGUCUUUUGGAUCACGAAAUCCAGAAGAUGGCCGAACUUUCUACUUCUUCAGAACCAGCGGUUAUUACUUCUCGUGGAAGAGCAGCAAGAAUCAAACAACUCCUCGCGGAAGAGCAUAAAUUCUCUAUGUAA
Molecule: messenger RNA, 3420 nt
Organism: Trichomonas vaginalis G3
Lineage: Eukaryota; Parabasalia; Trichomonadida; Trichomonadidae
Product: actin binding
Exons: 1
Coding region: 1-3420 (1139 amino acids)
Biological process (GO): actin cytoskeleton organization
Molecular function (GO): small GTPase binding; actin binding
Source: RefSeq, a predicted model, not a curated record